AUGUCCAAUCGAGCUGUAUCAUUUCGACCAAGGCAUAACGUUGCAGCAGCGGCGGUCAAUCAAUCAGCCGUUGCAGCUAAACCCAUGAUGCCCAAACAGAAGCCUACGGCCCAUCAGUUAAAGUCGCCGUCUUCCCACCGUCACUCUUCUUACAAGAAGAAGAAGACCAUGAAAGAUGACAAGAAGGAAGAAGAAGAGACGGACAAGAAAACUCACGCAGUCGUUCGGGUAAAUGUCAGUGUCAAGAAGCCAGCAACGAGUGGCUCAUUAUCUGCACCGCUGAAGAAAAAAUCACCAUCGGCACCAAACACGCCUCAUCCGAAGCGACCGAUCAUAACGGCCAAAGCUCGUCGAGCUGAGCGUCGAAGGGAAAUUGGUUCUGUGACGGAUGCGCUUCAAAAAGCGCAGAUGGACCAUGAACUUAGCACUAGCCCGCCUUCCUUUACGUCUAUUAGCUCUACUGAUUCUGAUGAUUCCGACACCACUUACAAGAAGAAGAUGGUCACCAAGUCUCCUCGAUUUCAAGUUCCUAAUCAUAAUCAAAAACAGUCGCACCAAUCCAUCCCUCCAGCUGCCGCUUUUCCCCCGCUACAUCAACCUCGAAAAAGGCAAGAGAAUGUCCGCCAGCGUCGUCGCUCCAGCAGUGUGGUGGAUUUGCGCAGCCAGGUUUAUGCUGGUCCAACUUUUAACAAUGCCCCGGCUCCUAGCGCAUUGCCCAUGCCUGCCUUUAUCGAAGAAGAUGGUUCUGCCACUGCUUUGGUGCUCUCCGAAACUCACCGACCACACACUGUUUCCAUGAAUCUUCAUAUGCGUCAUCAUCUCCUUCAUGAUCAUGAUGAGAUAUUCCUAUUUGAAAACCAUCAUCAUCAUCAUCAUCCUCACCAUUACCCUCGCCGCACUCACCAUCAUCAUCCCCUUGCACUCGAGCAACAAUCCAAGGAUCUCCUCAGUCUUCUGGCUCCCACCACUCAUGCUUCUACCGGCCGCUCGUCAAAGUAUCCCAUUGAACCUGAUCAUGCUCUCUCAGAAAUUCAACGGGGAUUGCGGUCGAUGCUGAAGAUUGAAGCGGCUUCGUAG
Messenger RNA from Radiomyces spectabilis, 1077 nucleotides. RefSeq lists its product as uncharacterized. Lineage: Eukaryota; Fungi; Mucoromycota; Mucoromycetes; Mucorales; Radiomycetaceae. The record is from RefSeq and is a predicted model, not a curated record. The transcript has 2 exons. The coding region runs from base 1 to 1077 and encodes 358 amino acids.